Messenger RNA from Actinia tenebrosa (Australian red waratah sea anemone), 7237 nucleotides. RefSeq names its product nuclear pore membrane glycoprotein 210. The record is from RefSeq and is a predicted model, not a curated record. NCBI's taxonomy places the organism in Eukaryota, Metazoa, Cnidaria, Anthozoa, Actiniaria, Actiniidae. Gene Ontology annotation, cellular component: nuclear pore.
AUGGCGCCGACUUCAGUCAAACUUUUCUUUUGCCUUCUUUCCCUUUUUCCUUCUACAAUUCAAGCCCAGCGACAGCACAGUACCCUUAAUAUGCCUCAGAUCCUUCUUCCCUACCUGGCUACAGGCACUGUUCCUGUUAAUUUUACGCUAAAAGCAAUGGACGGUUGCUACACAUGGUCAUCAAAUAGACCCGAAGUGGCGACUGUUACUCCUAUUUAUUUGACUGAGGAAGACGAAAAUGCUCAGCCAUAUGGAAAGAUUUGUUCAAGGUCAGCCAUAGUGACUGUGCAAAGACGACAGCCAGAAAAACAAAUGGCUGGAGUGAUUGCUGCAGAAGAAGUGACUGGUAUAUUUUUGGAGUGUGAUGUGUUUGUGGCUAAGAUAGAAAAGAUAGAAGUCAUGUCUACCAGCAGAGAGCUGUUUUUAGGAGAAGCUCCAACAGUACUGGAAGUACAAGCUUUUGAUGCUGAAGAUAACAUGUUUUCCAGUCUUGGUGCUCUAUCGUUUAUCUGGGACCUGAUCUCUGUGGAAGGGGUUGGCUCUGUUAAUGCUAAUUCUGUUGUCAGAAUUGUUUCAUUUGAUGAUUCUACAUAUGAAACGAGUAAAGAGGUUUAUGAUCUUGAAUCAAAGAACCUUAGGGGUAGUGAAGUUAUUAUUGAGCCAAUCAAUACAGGGACAGCAAAAGUCAGGGCAAAACUCAGAGGAGCAGUAUUUGAGGAUGUAAAGCCGUCAUCUGUCAGGCUGAUUGUAUCAGACAAAGUUCUUCUUAGACCAGCACAUGACAUGUACAUCAUGACUUACACAUGUGUCAAGUACUCAGUGGUUAGGCAACGGCAAGGCCAUUCUACUGAGUUAUCCAUGCCAUCAUCCCAGUUCCAGUUCAACCUUUCAAAUGACAAAGUUGGCUUCCUUGAUGUACAGAAAUCAUCAGUGACUGGCAUUGAAGAAGGAUUUACCAAAAUUACUCUGGUGGACAAAAACAUGAUACACAUUGAAGCAGGUCACCAACCAGAAGCAGCCAUUCAUGUAGUUGAUCCAGUUUAUCUUGGUUUUAGUAUUGUAGGUGAUAGUAACUGGGUUCUUGAAGUAGGCAAGGUGUAUGCUGUAUCUGUUCAAUUAUAUGAUAAAGACAACCACAAGAUCUACAUGUCAGAGAAUAUUGAGGUCCAGACAUCAUUCAACACAUCAGAUUUUGAAGUGCUAUGGUCAUCUCAGAAUGGCACCUAUCAUAUCGUUAAGACCAUCAAGAAAGGCCCCAGUCAUAUAAGAGCUGUUUUUACUGCUAUCAAGAUUGGUAGUUACUGUAGCUAUCCAGAACCUAUCCUAAAGGAUGUCAUCACCCUCGAAUCCCCCAUCUCCGGGCAGCAAGAUGUAGAGAUAUUUGAACCAGUAAAAGUCUUACCUGAUGAACUAGUUUUCCCUUGGCAUCCAAGUAUUGGGCAAAGGGUGCAGGCUGUCCAUCAAUACCACUAUCAACUCAAAGCAAUAGGCGGCAGUGGUUCAUAUAUCUGGACAUCCUUUAACUCAUCAGUAGCUUCAGUCAAUACUAAAGGUGUCGUCAUGACAACAACUAAUAUUGGACACACCCAAAUCAAAGCCGCUGACACUAGGAAUGUUGAGCACUUUGACACCAUGAAGGUAUACGUGUUGACUCCUACCAAAAUGAACUUCAUUCCUUCGCAAGUUGAAACAGAAGUUGAUACAGAGCUACUGCUACCUCUUGUGGUUGCUGCUCCAGUACAUAAAGGUUCCCAAGAGCUUCAUGUGUUCUCUGAUUGCAAGGCACUUGCUCUAACAUUCAGUUUGUCUGAUCCCUCAGUCUACCGUAUCGUUGAAGGAGAUGAUAAUUAUGAGAUUGUACCUGGUAGCUGUAUGUCGGUCAGGUUACAUGCCCUCAGAGCUGGAUUCACCACCCUCACAGUAUCUUACCAGUACAAAGAAAUACAACUGAAAGCAACUGUGACCAUUGGGGCUUAUUACACAUUACAGGUUCUUGAUCCAAGUGAUGUAGCAGUAGUGACAGUUGGAUCAAUAAAGAACAUCAUGUUAGGUGGAGGACCUUUACCCUGGAUCUUGGACACUUCUGGAUACUAUGAAAAGGUUGACGCAGAGCAGAAACUCUUGGUUGAGAUCCACAAUGGUCACACAACUGAUUAUUUUGUUGAAUCAUCAGGAAGCUUCCACUACUUUAAUGUUUUAUGUCAUGAACUUGGAGAACAGAUUCUUACUGUUAAUAUUGGAAACCAUCCAACAGCAAAGAACGUGUACCCUGCUAACUCUUCUGCAAAGAUCAGGUUUGCUUGCAUGAUGCCAGCAUCAUUGACUAUUGUACCAGAUAUCAAACUACCCAUAGUAGAUGGACGACAGCUUAACCCUGAAAACUGUGUCAGCUCUAAUAAAGAGAUUAAUGUAAAGAAUGAUCAAGACCUUCGUCUACUGUUAAAUGUCAGAGAUUCCAAUGGUCGUCUCUUUGAUAAUAUUACUUCAUUAUACAUCACCUGGUCUACUAGUGAUAGAAGACUGGCUGGCAUUAUUGGACCUGCCAAGUCUGUACACAUGAUGUUUGUCAAGCAAGGAGAAAAUGAAGAUGUCAGAAGAUCUGUCUCAUAUCAGACUGUACAUCUGAGUGAUAAGAUGGGGGGAGUCGUGAUCAAGGCAACUAUCGAUGGUUAUGACUGUAAUGUAUUACGAAGAUGUCAUAUGGAGCUUCAGACUCCAUCUAAGAUAUCCCUGAGUGGACACCUGAAGCUGCUGCUGGUUCCUGAGAGAACCAUACUGCCUCCUUCGGCAUCAAUACUCAAUCACCCUGACAACAAAGUGACAUUUCACAUCCAGGGUGGUUCUGGACAUUUCUCUGUCAAAGGCAGCGACUUGUCCAUAGGGACAGUCAUCUAUAACAGCAAGAGAGAUAUACAGGUCAGCCCUAAAAAUGAAGGCCUUCUCAGUGUGGUAGUAUAUGAUCUGUGUCUAGAUUCUCCCCACCCUGCUACUGUCAGUAUCCAGGUGUCAGACAUACACAGUGUAGAUGUAGCUGUUGCUAACAAGAUUGAAUUAGGAUCAUCCACUCCACUGAAGGUCAAGCUCCUGGACAUGUUUGGAGUGCCAUUACUGUUGGGAAACUAUGCUUUCAUGAGAAUAUCACCACAGAUUUCUCCUAACAUCCUGACCAUCAGGAAAGAUUCUGGUCCAGGAAAAAAUGAUCCAAAUGAAGAGGUGUCUCACUUCAUUGUCCAAGGUGUGUCUCUUGGAAUGGCAAGUCUGACAUUCACUGCAACAUCUGUUACUGGACGGUCAGCUACUAGUGAACCCAAGGACAUACAAGUGUUCCCUCCAUUGAGACUAGACCCUAGGGUUGUAGUGAUGGUCAGAGGUGCAACCUUUCAGGUUCGUGCCACAGGGGGCCCAACACCUCAAUCAACCACAUCGUUUGUGAUGGGCAACAGGACGGUAGGAUCUGUCAACAGUGUAGGUCUUGUUGAGGCUCUCAAUGUGGGUGUGUCCAAUCUGACAGGUGUGGUACAGGCCUCAGAUCCACAGGAAGGACAAGCCAUUGUAUAUUCUAAGGAUGUUAUAAUGGUACAUGUGGUUGAGCUAGCUGGUGUUCGAAUAUCAUCCACAUCAACCAACCUUGUCACUGGUACAAAGAUUAGUUUGUUUGCAACUGGCUAUGCACACGAGUCACCAUUCACAUUUGCUAAUGCUGUUCCUGGUCUGGACUUCAUUUGGAAGUCAAGCAACCCUGAUGUCUGUCAGCUAAUGUCUACUUAUCAUAAGAGUGGCAUAUCUGUAGAAAGUGAGCGAGAUUUCCAUGUUGAGCUACACUGUACCCACCCUGGACAGACAACCAUACGUCUGACACUUGAAGUGAGUGAUCGACUGUAUGGACAAGUGAAGGACACAGCUAUUCUCACUGAUGAAAUAACAUUCCAGGUGUUUGAGCAACUUCAAGUUCUUUUUCCUGAACAUGGUUAUCUGUUGCUGCCUCACAAUGUUAACACCAGAAUAAGAACUAACAGGGAUGGUUCUGCACACAUUACCUACGAGCUCAUCACAGGCUGUCCACAGAACAAGAGAAUCACCACCACCACCUCAUCCGUAGUGUCUGUCGAUAAGGGUGGUCGAAUAUCAACCAGCACAGUCUCUGGGACAGCAGCAGUCUUAGUCACUGUACAUGAGGAGUUUGGGACAAACCAGACUGCCUUGGUGCAUGUACAGGUGAAGGCUGUGUCGUCACUAUCCAUCACAAGUCAGUCACAUGUGCGUGCAACGUCAGGCAAGCUACACUCAUUUCCUCUUGGAAUGAAUGCACUGUUUGUGGUUGUUCUCCAUGACAACAUUGGAAGGGAAUUCCAUUCGGCAGGGAUACCACUGAAAUACCGGUUAAACAGAUUUGAUGCAGUCCACAUCGUCCCAGGAUCAGAAAACGGUACCUUCUUCGCCCGUGCCUUGAAUACAGGARAAGCCAUCUUUAAGGUAUGGGAUGGUAAUUCACCUCACGUGACUGAUUACGUCAGAAUCAGAGUGGAGUAUGGGUUGAGUCCCAUGAAGGCUGUUCUACUGUUGGGUAUGGCACAACAGUUCAAGACAACCAUAUGGGCUGAUGGUCAGGUAGGCAAGUGGUCCUCGUCCAACCCUGACGUCGUCACCAUUGACCCCAACACAGGUAUGGCUGUAGCUUUAUCAUCAGGUUCAGCAACCAUCCACUACAAGAUCCCUGGACACUUUUCUGCACAAACAGAAGUCAAAGUCGAAGGUAUCUCUACCAUUCGUUUCACCUACGACAGCUCCAAAAUCAUCACUAAUGUACCCCUCAAGGAUGACCUGGGAUAUCUCAUCCCUGUUGCCCUAAGCAACGACCACAAAUCAUCGGAACACAUUAGUGUCGUCGGUGACAAAGAUGCUGUUAUCUUGUACGAGAGCCUAGGAUCUCUUCCUCAGCGCGUUAUGUCUUGUAUUCUGAGGUUCAAUUACGAGACUCAUGGAUCAAUCCGAGCUCGCGAACUUUUUGAGGCCAAGUCAGGAUUACUAUCGGGAAGACCCAUAUGUUACAUCAWACCUAGAAGCACGAGCUCAGACGUUACCCUUGCCGCUGCUACUGUGGAUAGUGAGUUGAAUCUGAUCGUCAAAGUCCAUGAUGAGGUACAUGAUGAUGACCUGUCAUCAGAUCCUGUGGCGUUGCCUUUUGUUCCAGCAUUCGCUCUAAGCACAACAGAAGUGCACUUGAGUGGCGAUAAAGGCAAGAAGAAAAGAGUGGUUGUGAUUGGUGUACCAAGGCAGCUGUCGGCACUUGUGGUAAAGCCACACGACAAGAAUGUCCUAAAAGUAACAAACGUGCCAGCAGAAGAAAACAACCAAGCACUUUAUGACAUCUGUGUCAUCAACACCCACGAAUCCUUCAAAGAACAUCCUGUUGAGUUCGUCAGUACCUUAACGGGACAAAAGAACAUUGUCUAUGUAUCAUACAAAAUAACUGGUGUACCCCCUUUCAUUGCCAUGGCAACGUGUCCCAACCCUGCUGACCCACGGUGCCCCAAGGUUGAGAAGGAAGUCCACUGGAGACGGUUGUUCUUUUCCUUAUUAGGCGAAACCAGUGCCUGGUUUAUUGGAUUUUCCAUAAUCAUUGGCCUUAUUAUACUACUGCUUAUUUUCUGCUGUAGUGACCGCACUAGAGGAGCCCAACAAGCACAAGGACCAUACCAGCCCUAUGCACCUGGCAGCCCCUAUCCAGGAAGUCCCGCGGGUACCCCCUACCCGGGUACCCCGUAUGGGUCCGGGGACUCUGUGUACGGAUCCCCUGGAACCAACCAUAGUCUAGACGGGUCUGGUAGUCAACGUAGAACUAAGUUUAUGAGGUCUGAAGUAAAGCACCGAGUAACGAAGACAGCUGCAGAAGGUAAUGAUCAGGGUAUGGUAGGAGAAUCUCCUGGAUCUACCUCUCUAGGACGCUACUCUCCUACCUAUCCUAGAGGUCUGUACAGUGUCACACAGUAGAAGACCAUGUAUGAAUGCUGCUCUGUCUGGAUAUAAAUAGCAUAACAAUAAAAAUUAUGUUAAUGGAAUCGAUACUACGAGAAUGGCAAAACCUGAGACAAAACGAGAGAAUUUUGCCGGUUUGUUAUACCCGAGAUACUUUUGUCUAGUGUUUCAAUCUUGUACGCGAUGUCAUUCGCGUUUUAUAAAGUCUGCUGUAUCCAUAUGCUGAACUAUUGGCUGUACAGCACCACCCAACUUGGUACCGACACAUUGUCGAUGGAAUAGCGAUGUAUUGACAACUAAAUGCCGUAACAUUGACUAUACGCUAUACUUAUGGACUUCAACAUGAACGUGAUUGUACACCUAACGGUUGUCAAACUUACGCUAAAGUUUUGCUUGGACUUAAAAAGCUUACUAAUGUCACUUUAACGUACGUAAUUCAACCGAAUUUCGUAGUAUUUGAAAGUGCUUCCAAAAUAAUCUUGUUUUGACAUCACAAUGCACAGACAACAAAAAAAGAAUUUUCUCUUACUUUGAACAAGAAGAAGACGUUUUUUGACAGUAUUGAGAAAACCUCUAGCCGAAAGCAAAUGUCAUUGUCAUCAAGAGCUUUUAAGAAAACUGCCAAUGAAACAUGAACUACUAUGUGGACGUUUGUCUUAUCGUGUUUCUUUACUUUGAACAAAAAAAUGGCUUUCAGAUAGAACAAAAGGCAAAGUUAAUAUUUGUCAGCGUAAAAACAAAUGUGUUUUAUGGCAAAGCUUUUCUAAUCCUCUUGUCUGUUAUUCGCAAAAAUAUAAUUUCAUUGUCUGGAAAUAAUCUAUUUGUAUUUAAGAGUAAGUUGCUUAGUUUCAAACUAUAAAAUUUUCAUGUUAUGGUCUUAUUUAUCAUAAUCUUGUGUGCGUUAGAAUAGAGAAAAUGUAGGACAACCAUAAUACCUUUUGAUAUAAAAAGACAAUUGUGUGACUCCAAGAAUCUGAUUAAAUAAAUAUAAUUAUCCUCAUGCAAUCUGAUUGGAAGUUGAGUAAGCUGAAUUAAGGUUGUUGCAUGAACUUAACAAGCCUGGAGUCAUGGUUCAGUCACCCAUAAUAAUAAUAAUAAUACAUAAACCAGUCACCUGGUGUUAAAGUCUAAACAAGCCAACCAACUUGUCAUCCCUAAUCACCACUGCAACUACAGCAGCUUGGUGCAGCUUGACUGGGUGCGUCUGGCAAAGUUGGCCAGACAGUAUAAAGGAACAUUAAAAUGCCUGAUUUAUAAAUCA